AUGGUUGCACAACAAGAAACACUACAUCCGCUUUUGGAAAAUUAUAGCAAUAAUAACAAUGAACCUACUGUAAGAGCACCAACAUCAUCAUCACCAUUUUCAUCGCCAAUAGUAGCUCCAAAUCCACCAAAAACUUCAACACAAAAGACAAUGAGAAAGACAUUUAAAGGCACUGCUCAUUUGGCCAAUCUUCUCCCAACAGGAACGGUCCUUACAUUUCAAAUGUUCUCUCCAGUUUUUACACACCAAGGAAAGUGUUCUACUAGUGCCAACCAUAUGAUAACGAUAUUGCUUUUAAUAUUUUGCUCUAUUUCUUCUUUUCUUUUGUGCCUCACUGAUAGUUUUCGAGAUGAGCGAGGUAAGGUGCGGUACGGGUUGGCCACGUUCAAAGGGUUGUUUGUACUUGAUGGGUCUAAUCACUUUAUUUCGGCGGAGUUGGCAGCAAAAUACAAAUUGACAUUCAUUGAUUUCUUCCAUGCUUUUAUGUCUGUGUUGGUCUUUGGGGCAGUGGCAUUGUUUGAUCAUAAUAUUGUCAGUUGCUUUUACCCUAAGUUGACCGAGGAAGGGAAGCAAGUUUUGUUUGUAAUACCGGUUGGUGUUGGUAUUGUUUGCAGUAUCUUAUUUGUUUUGUUCCCAAGCAAGCGUCAUGGAAUAGGCUUCCCUCUUUCUCGUAGUUAG
Molecule: messenger RNA, 678 nt
Organism: Argentina anserina (silverweed cinquefoil)
Lineage: Eukaryota; Viridiplantae; Streptophyta; Magnoliopsida; Rosales; Rosaceae
Product: protein DMP7-like
Exons: 1
Coding region: 1-678 (225 amino acids)
Biological process (GO): endomembrane system organization
Source: RefSeq, a predicted model, not a curated record